Vicia faba (fava bean) is the source of this 2130-nucleotide messenger RNA. NCBI's taxonomy places the organism in Eukaryota, Viridiplantae, Streptophyta, Magnoliopsida, Fabales, Fabaceae. The record is from the annotation of a GenBank genome assembly.
AUGGAGAGCACUGGGUUGAGCAACCACAAUAGCGGGCAGCAGCAGUGGUUAGGGAUUACAGAACCCAUCUCAUUCACUGGACCCGCCCAAUAUGAUAUCGACAAGUCCAAUGAACUCGACAAGUACUUGCAAGACGCCGGCUUGUAUGAAAAUCAGGAGGAAGCAAUUUGCAGGGAGCAAGUGCUAGGCAGGCUAGACCAGAUUGUGAAGAAUUGGGUCAAAACCAUUACGCGUGCAAAGGGAUUUAACGAACAACUGGUGCAAGAAGCAAAUGCCAAGAUUUUUACUUUUGGCUCCUACCGUCUGGGGGUGCAUGGCCCUGGAGCAGAUAUUGAUGUUCUUUGUGUGGGACCUAGACAUGCAACCAGAGAUGAAGAUUUCUUUGGUGAGCUACAUAAAAUGCUAUCUAAGAUGCCAGAAGUGACAGACUUGCACCCAGUGCCUGGUGCUCAUGUUCCAGUGAUGGGUUUCAAGUUCAACGGUGUUUCUAUGGAUCUCCUUUAUGCAAAUUUAUCUUUAUGGGUUAUUCCUGAAGACUUGGAUUUAUCACAGGAAUCAAUCUUACAAAAUGCUGACGAACAAUCUGUUCGCAGUCUUAAUGGUUGUAGAGUGACCAAUCAAAUCUUGAAUUUGGUUCCAAAUAUUCAAAAAUUUCGUACGACACUGAGAUGCAUGAAGUUAUGGGCUAAGCGUCGUGGCAUUUAUUCUAAUGUUGCAGGUUUUCUUGGUGGUAUAAACUGGGCACUGCUAGUUGCUCGAAUAUGCCAGCUAUAUCCGAAUGCGCUGCCUAAUAUGUUGGUGUCUCGAUUCUUUAGGGUGUAUACACAAUGGCGUUGGCCAAACCCAGUCAUGCUUUGUGAAAUUAGAGAAGGAUCUCUUGGACUUAAAAUUUGGGAUCCUAGAAUACAUCCGAAGGAUAAAAACCAUCUAAUGCCGAUAAUUACUCCCGCUUAUCCUUGCAUGAAUUCUAGCUACAAUGUCUCGUCAAGUACAUUGCGUAUUAUGACAGAGGAGUUUCAGAGGGGAGGUGAAAUUUGUGAGGAUAUGGAGGCUAAGAAAGCUGAUUGGGAUACUCUUUUUGAGUGUUAUCCAUUUUUUGAAGCUCAUAAGAAUUAUUUGCAGAUAGACAUUUCAGUGGAGAAUCCUGAUGAUCUUAGAAACUGGAAAGGCUGGGUUAACUCCCGCUUGCGCCAGUUGACAUUGAUGAUUGAGAGGGACACUCAUGGUAUGCUUCAGUGUCAUCCACAUCCUGGGGAUUUUUCAAACAAAUCUCAACCUCUACACUGUUCUUACUUCAUGGGUCUGCAACAUAAGCAAGGAGUUCCUACCAAAGAAGGCGAACAAUUUGAUAUAAGACUAACCCUUGCAGAAUUUAAGCAUUCUGUCUAUAUGUACAUUCAACGGAAACAUGGAAUGGAUAUAUUUGUCACCCACGUGAAGCGCCGCAAUCUACCUGCCUUUGUAUUUCCCGGUGGUGUUCGGCCUAACUGCCCAUCCAAAGUAACCAGGGUGAGUAAGCGAAGGUCAGAGCUUAGGACUUCCGGCCACGGUCUAGCUGAAAAAUCUCAAGAAGGUAAAGUGGCCGUGUUUGGAGAUAACAAUGAUAGGAAGAGAAAGCAAGCAGAAGAUAGUGUGGAUACGUUGAGAAAUUCCAAGUCCAUUUCAAGGGAGUACCCUUCUGGGAACAGAGAAACCGGUGAUCAGAAAAGCAUCUCAGAAAUUAACCCUCUACUUACUGCUACUGAUACAUCUAGUUCUAAAGAAGUAGAAAAGCUCGGUAUCGAAAGCAUUAUGUGUGGUCCAUAUGAUGCACAUCAAGCCUUUUCAGAAGAACCUGAUGAGCUUGAAAAUGAUCUUGAGUACAGAAAUAAAGACAAAGAUUUUGGCGGGAACAUGAAAAACAUCAAUUUGAACUCUCGAUACUCAGAGUCUAUAGUGGCAGCAGAACCAGUUUUUUCUCAAAAGGAAAAUAGUAGUUUAACUCAUAUACACUCCAAUGAGAGAUUGGAGGAGCUUGAGUCUGCUGAGCUAACACCGCCGUUGUCAAGUCGGAAUUAUACACCGGUUCCACAGCGGAAGUCAAUAAUUAGGUUCGCUACAUUGGGGAAAGCCGCUGACAAAAGUUCUUAG